This is a messenger RNA of Laccaria bicolor S238N-H82, 711 nucleotides long. RefSeq lists its product as uncharacterized. The coding region runs from base 1 to 711 and encodes 236 amino acids. NCBI's taxonomy places the organism in Eukaryota, Fungi, Basidiomycota, Agaricomycetes, Agaricales, Hydnangiaceae. The transcript has a single exon. The record is from RefSeq and is a predicted model, not a curated record.
AUGAAAUUAAAUUACUCAAAUUUUCAUUUAGAUGAAAGCUCGUCGCAUCUCCGCUCCCACUCAGAUACCAAGAUACUCGAUGAGCGGAGAGUAGGGCUAGAAACGUACCUCAGAGCCAUCCUAAGCGCUAAAGAGGACACGCGGCGGGGGAGUUUUGCUUUUGAGGAGUUCUUGGGCAUACCAGUCGUCAGGCAAGAGCUUCAAUCCCGGCUCCAGGAUGACAUCAAUAAACGAGAUGACCUCUCUGAUCGAGGAGAUGUUGGUGCCUCUGUGGCGGCAAAGUCGAAGCUUGCUGUUGUUCUGGCACGAAUUGGGGCGCUGGGGAAAGGCUUGGAGGAACUCGCGGUGGCUGGAAUGAGCGAGGGCGAGCUGCAGCGGCGGACGGACAUGAUUGCACGACUGCAUAACAAUCAUGAAAAGCUCAGGUCAAGGGAAACAAUGCCACCACCUCAUCCAGCUGAAAUACUAUGGGAAGCUCGUUCCACGCUUCUAGUAUUGACGUCCAAUUCACCACCUCCGACGCCUUCACCUCCGCCUCCCUCAGAAAGUUCCGAGAAGUGGCUGGUCUACCCUUCCACCAGUCAACAACAUUCCCAGCAUCCCACCUCGGUGUCAUCAUUUGAUUCAGGACUUGCGCGACCACCUCCCAUGUCUCAACCAUCCGGAUUUGGGUGGCAACAAUUUCAUGGAGUUGGGCGGGGAAGAAGAUAA